Messenger RNA from Papaver somniferum (opium poppy), 873 nucleotides. Its product is annotated as protein FAR1-RELATED SEQUENCE 5-like. The transcript is spliced from 3 exons. The record is from RefSeq and is a predicted model, not a curated record. Lineage: Eukaryota; Viridiplantae; Streptophyta; Magnoliopsida; Ranunculales; Papaveraceae. The coding region runs from base 1 to 873 and encodes 290 amino acids.
AUGGAUGAGUUAGUAGAUCAUGAUACUUUGACUCCAAAUAAGAAUAACAAUAGUCUCGAAACACCACAUGAAGGGAUGCAAUUUAAUAGUUACGAAGAAGCCAGAGAAUAUUAUACUGAAUAUGGACGGCACAAUGGUUUUACCGUGCAAGUUAGAUCAACAAAUAGAACUCGUAGAGGUGUGGAAGAAGUGACAGCAGCUUACAUGGUAUGCUCGAGGGAGGGAAACAAAGUAAAAGUUAGCAAUAUAGAAGGGGUGGACAAAAAAAGUAGAAGUUGCAACACUAUACAGUGUGGCUGCACAUCAAAGAUGCAAAUCCUUCUUAACGAAGAAAAUAAUAUGUGGGUGGUGAUGGCAUUUUCAGAUGAACACAAUCACAAGUUUGUGUCACCACGAAAAAGAAUGCGGAUGCGAUCCAAUAAAUGCAUGCCAGGAGGAGUAAAGGAUCUUGCAGAAAAGUUCAAUAUACAAAACCUUGAAGUCGGAAAAAUUCCUGCAAUCCUUGAGGGUCAAAAUAUUGGGUUUAACAAAAGAGAUUGUUGGAAUCAUUUACGGAAUGUUAGGCAUAAAAAUUUGGAACUUGGAGACGCCCAGUCUGUAAUUGAUUAUUUACACAAGAAACAAGGUGAGAAUCCUCAAUUCUUUUAUAGAGUCCAAGUUGAUGAACAUGGUAGAGCUGUUAACUUCUUUUGGGUAGAUGCGAGAUCACGUUUGUCAUAUGAACAAUUCGGGGAGGAUGAGACUGAACCUACAUUUUUAUGGUUGUUUAGUAUCUGGCUUGAGGCUAUGGGAGAACAACAUCCUUUAACCAUCAUAACUGAUCAAGAUUCUGCAAUGGCUGGAGCUAUAAAAAAGGUCGCAGUGAAGGCGUAA